Messenger RNA from Lactuca virosa, 237 nucleotides. The record is from the annotation of a GenBank genome assembly. NCBI's taxonomy places the organism in Eukaryota, Viridiplantae, Streptophyta, Magnoliopsida, Asterales, Asteraceae.
AUGGGUUGGCUUUUGGAUGGCUCGAGUCAAGCCUCAAAGGCUCAAACCGCUAAUGACUAUCGGUGGUCGACUGGUCAGGCGAUGAUCGAUGAAGCACAGAUGGAUCGGCGAUGGAGAGGAGGAGCGCCGGUAGAAGGUUCUCCGCCACAGAUGGAGCAGCGACGGCGAAAGCUUGCCUCGCCUGAGAUGGAGCAGCAUCGACGAUGGAAGGAGGCAAAUGAAUGGAGAUGGAUUUGA